GAAAAAGUGAAGUUGUUAAUUUUAGAAGAUGUCUCACUAUACCAAUCCCGCCUUUUGCCUCCAAAGUGAACUCUAUACCCCACCAACGAAAGUGCAGAAAAGUGAUUCAGUGAAUAUUGCUACAGUUUUCCAAGGAAACUCACCUGGCGUCCACCAAAAUGCCCAACGACCCUUUAUACCCCCAAAGCCUGGCCCAAAGCCUCUUUCUUUGGCCACAUCGAAGGCUUUUGGGUCUAUUGAGUUGAUAAACACCACCAGACCAACGCCAACGGUCGUUACAUCUUCAAGCCCCAUGAGGGGUAGGAAUCAGACGCCCAACAGCAGUGGAAGAUUUGCUUUAGUGCCCAUAGAAGAGCUUUCCAGAAAUGAUAAAAAUCGUUAUGCAGUGGUUCCAGCUCAAAAAGCCAAAAUUCUGGCCAGUCGUGAAGCUCUCAACACCUCGGAUGACCCUCAAUUCUGCAGUUUGCCGGUGAACUUUUCUCCCGAAGAACAACCAAAGCUCAAAAAUGCCUUUUCCACGAAUUUUGAUUCUAAAAGUUUCUUCCUCAACGAUUCACGUUACACUGUAAUUCCAACUGAAAAAGACGAAGAACUUGUGGAUGACAAUCACGAGAUCAUUGAGAUUCACAAUGGAAAAGUCCACAGAUAUGCAGUUCUUCCCACUGAAGAGGAUCCAGAUGACAUUCAAGAGCAGGAAGAGACGAGCAUGAGUGCUAAUUUCCAGACCAUCGCUCGAAGUCCAUCAAGAAGAAAGCUUCAUCAUAGUUAUGCAAGUAUCCGAGACACCAAAUCCCCGCCAAGGGCGGUUAAAAGCUCUUCAGCUUCUACUCCUCAACGUCCAGCACCACCAAUUCCAGUUCAGAUAUCUAGUCUCACGCCACAGAAGAAUCUUGCCACACAGAAACUCCAUGAGCUCCUUUCGACACCGCCACAGAAACAGGGAUCAACUGCUACAACUCCCAAGCAUAUUCCUGGCUCAGUUCAGCCACAGACCAGUACUCCGCUGAAACAGCAUAUCACUCCACAGCGACGUCUUCGCUACGACGAGCAGCAGCACGGACACUCAGCAGUGGAUGUUCGCACCACUGCUGUUAUUUCGCCGCGACUUCAAGCACCUUCUUUCUACGGAGAAGCUCCGUCUGGAAGCUUAAAAUCCUGGAGUAAUCUCAGCUUCCAUAAGGUUGCAAAUGCCACAGCCACAAUUGGAGCGGUCUCUUUGAUGCUCAUCCUAUGCGGAAUGAUGAAUUCAGGGCUUAGCAUUUACCUGAUUGCCCGAGUGGGACGUUCCCAUUACCUAGACACGGGUAUUAUAUCAGGAUUUGGUGCUGUUGCUCUAGGAAUUUUAGGAUUUCGCUCGAGACAGUGUGAGUGGCUUCCCAAUAGAAACUACAUUUCAGGAUACAUUCUGGUAACGGUGUUCUCUUUAUUAAAUUGCUGUGGACUCCUUGUCCUCUUAACUCUACAUCCCAUUCCUGGGACACCAAUGCAUGACAUCACAACGGGUGUUGUCCUUGGACUUUCAUCCUUGACCCUCCUAUUGAUAAGUUUGGGAGCAAUUUCAUCACGCUGGUGCAGGGCACCCCCUCCAGAUAACCGAGUAGAUGUUGUUCAUUGAAUUCCUUUUUGCAUGAAGAAAUUAAAUAAAAUAAAUGAAAAUUU
Phlebotomus papatasi is the source of this 1659-nucleotide messenger RNA. RefSeq lists its product as uncharacterized. Lineage: Eukaryota; Metazoa; Arthropoda; Insecta; Diptera; Psychodidae. The transcript has 3 exons. The record is from RefSeq and is a predicted model, not a curated record. The coding region runs from base 29 to 1615 and encodes 528 amino acids.